AUAAAGAAAAUGGAUAGUGGAAAUUGCUCUUCCUUGACCAAAUUCUUUCUCUUGGGAAUUACCAACAACCCUGAAACCAAACUGACUCUAUUUACCACUUUUCUAGUUGUUUAUCUCGUUAGUCUUCUGGCGAACCUUGGAAUGAUCAUUUUAAUUAGCAUGGAUUCCCAACUUCACACACCGAUGUACUUUUUCCUCAGCCACCUCUCUUUCUGUGACCUCUGUUAUUCCACAGCAGUUGGACCCAAGAUGCUGGUGGACCUUUUUGCCAAGAACAACUCAAUCCCCUUUUUUGGUUGUGCUUUGCAAUUCUUCAUCUUCUGCACCUUUGCAGAUUCUGAGUGUCUUUUGCUGGCAGUGAUGGCCUUUGAUCGGUACAAGGCCAUUAGCAACCCCUUGCUCUACACAGUCAACAUGUCCAGCAGAGUGUGCCUCCUGCUCAUGGCUGGGGUUUAUCUGGUGGGAAUGGCAGAUGCUUUGAUACACACAACAUUAACAUUCCACCUAUGUUUCUGUGGGUCAAAUGAGAUUAACCAUUUCUUCUGUGAUAUCCCUCCUCUCCUAUUGCUCUCUUGCUCAGAUACACAGGUCAAUGAGUUGGUGAUAUUUACCAUUUUUGGUUUCAUUGAACUGAGUACCAUUUCAGGAGUUCUUAUCUCUUACUGUUACAUUAUCUUAUCUGUCUUGAAGAUCCACUCUGCUGAGGGGAGAGUCAAAGCUUUUUCCACCUGCACCUCCCACUUAACUGCUGUGGCAAUUUUCCAGGGAACUAUACUCUUCAUGUAUUUUAGGCCAAGUUCUUCCUACUCCCUAGAUCAAGACAAAACGACCUCAUUGUUUUACACUCUUGUGAUUCCUAUGUUAAACCCUCUGAUUUAUAGCCUACGGAACAAAGAUGUGAAAAAGGCCCUGAAAAAAUUGAAAACU
This is a messenger RNA of Ceratotherium simum simum (southern white rhinoceros), 927 nucleotides long. Lineage: Eukaryota; Metazoa; Chordata; Mammalia; Perissodactyla; Rhinocerotidae. The record is from RefSeq and is a predicted model, not a curated record.